Malaclemys terrapin pileata is the source of this 3169-nucleotide messenger RNA. RefSeq names its product adhesion G protein-coupled receptor E3-like. Gene Ontology annotation, biological process: cell surface receptor signaling pathway; adenylate cyclase-activating G protein-coupled receptor signaling pathway. Gene Ontology annotation, cellular component: membrane. The record is from RefSeq and is a predicted model, not a curated record. The transcript has 15 exons. Bases 1 to 2874 code for a protein of 957 amino acids. Gene Ontology annotation, molecular function: G protein-coupled receptor activity. NCBI's taxonomy places the organism in Eukaryota, Metazoa, Chordata, Testudines, Emydidae.
AUGGAGCGGGUCAGCCUACCAGAGUCAGUGGGAAUUAAAGGCACUACCAAUUUCUCCAAUGUGGUCCUAGUCAAGGCUGACAAAGAUAUCUCAGUAGUGUCUGUCAGCAACAAAGAUGUGAACCCUGAGACCACUGUGCUGUAUCCUGUCUCCAGCUUGGGAAAUGAACACUACAUAGUUACUCCCCCUACAGAAUCCUUAGAUAGUUACCCAGAGUUCUCUGUUAUGACAUACGAAGACCGCAACCUUGUGACGGUCCAUGUGAAAGGCAAGUUACAUUACCUAACACAGGACAACUCCACUGGCUCCACACUGACAAUUAACCUCUGCGCUUUCCAAGGCAUCCAGUUUCAAGGCAUAGGAGAUCUGUCUGGCACCAGGAUUGUCUCAGAAAAGCCAGUGGUUGUCUUGGUUGGCCAGGGGUGUUUUUGUAAUAACACAAAAUGCAACCAUGUCUUUGAGCAGCUCCUACCAGUUUGCAGCUGGGGAACAACAUACAUCAUUCCUCCCUUACCAUGGCAGAAAGUAGAUGAAAUAGUCUACAUCACUGCUUCCCAGAGCACAACUGUGUCGUAUCAACUAGGGGAACAGGCAGAGACUGUUACUCUAGCAGGAGGCAGUGUACUCCAGCGUCCUGUCAAGCCCUGGAUCCCAGUCUACAUCUCUGCUAAUGUGGGCAUCCAGGUGGUGUUCUACAGCGUGGGUGCACCUCUCCCUAAUUCCUCCCACGCCUUCCUGAUGAAUGUUCCAGAUGUUGCCAGUUACUGCCGGAUGUAUUCUAUAAAUGCCCAGCAGGGCUUCAAAAACUUUGCCUUGAUGGUGGCCAAUACAGCAGAGACUGGCGCCAUAAUCCUAGACAAUCAGCCUGUAAGGGAUGUGGUGUGGAACCGAGUCCCUGGCACUGAAUUCGUUUGGAGCAUUCAUACGCUUGAACCUGCCAACAGAUCCCAUGCUGUGGAACAUCCGCUUGUACCUGCCAACAGAUCCCAUGCUGUGGAACAUCCCAGCUCUCCAUUUGCGCUCCUGAGUGUUGGCACUGCCGCCAUGGACAGCUAUGGGAUUCCGGGUUCCUGCAGGAAGAAUGUUCCCUUUAAAUCCCUGACUGAGACUCCACAGAUACAAGAGCAGUUGGAGAUGUGCAAAGAUUUCUUUCUGAAGGGCAACAACAGUGAAUUGUGCUCCUUCAUGAAUUCAACCUUAGUGAAUUUGGAGACCAUGUGUGCCCAGAAUAAAACAGUAUCGCUGCAGGAUUUUGCUCACCCCUUUGGUUCCCUCCUGAAUGGCGCCACUCUCAGUGCUGGUGGGAAUGACAGGAAGAGGGAGGUGGACUCUGCCGUGACGUUCGUCCUGCAGAUUGUGGAAUUGGCUGCACUGACGGCUGCUUUGAAGAAUGGGAACCAGACUGUGACAACAGAGUCUAUGGCUAUCGAGACGCUCCUCAUUGUCCCGGCUGCAGGUCCCUGUGAUAAGGUCUUCAAGCUGAGAGCUCAGGAGCAGACAAUGGACAUUCACUGCGAUACUGUCACCCCAGGACCCACAGAAGAUUCUGGGGCUGUUGCUUUUAUUUCUUACUCCACCCUGGACUCCAUCAUGAACAAGAGAUUUCUCAACGAGGGAGAUCUAAUGGCUGAUGAGAAAUUGAGGAAUUUUCACCUGAAUUCCAGGGUGGUGAGUGGGGCUGUCGGAGAUGGGAGGCCCAUGAACCUCUCCAAACCUGUGAACUUCACCCUGAGCCAUAGACAGGCAAAGAAAGAGAAUGACACGCCUCUCUGCGUUCACUGGAAAUUCAUUGCUGGGAAUGGCACCUGGGCUGAGGAUGGCUGCACUGUUCUCGACACAAACAGCACUCACACCAUCUGCAGCUGUGACCAUCUCUCCAGCUUUGCACUCCUUAUGAGUCUCACCGGAGUGGAGGAGAGUUACCCUCUGACCAUCAUCACCUAUGUGGGACUGACCUUCUCCCUGCUGUGCCUCCUCCUCGCCAUCCUCACCUUCCUCCUGUGCCGCUCCAUCUGCAACGUCAGCACCUCCAUCCACCUGCAGCUCUGCCUCUGCCUCUUCCUGGCCAACCUGCUCUUCCUCACUGCAGUGACCCGCACCAGCAUUCAGGUGGUGUGUGCUGUAAUUGCUGGUUUCCUACACUACCUCUUCCUGGCCUGCUUCACCUGGAUGUUCCUGGAGGGGCUGCACCUCUUCCUCACCGUCAGGAACCUGAAGGUCGUGAAUUACACCAGCGCCAGCCGGUUCAAGAAGAGAUUCAUGUACCCGUUUGGCUACGGAUUCCCAGCCCUGGUGGUGGCUAUUUCUGCAGCGGUGAAUCAUGAAGGCUACGGAACUGAUGAACACUGCUGGCUCAGCCCGGAGAAACACUUUCAUUGGAGCUUCCUGGGACCAGUCUGUGCCAUAAUCCUGAUAAAUUUAACAUUUUUUCUUGUAACCCUCUGGAUCCUGAGAGACAAACUCUCCUCCCUUAAUGAAGAUGUGUCCACUCUCAAAGACACCAGACUACUGACUUUUAAAGCUAUCGCCCAGCUAUUCAUUCUGGGCUGCACGUGGAGCCUUGGUCUCUUCCAAUUCGGCUCAGCAAAAAUGGUCAUGGGGUAUUUAUUCACCAUUGUCAACAGCCUGCAGGGAGCCUUCAUCUUCCUGGUGCACUGUCUCCUCAAUCGCCAGGUGAGAGAGGAGUACAGGAGAUGGAUUAAAAGCACAAGAAAACCCAGCCCCACAACUCAAACGUUUAGUCCGUCUGGGUCCACUGUCACUACCAGCACCAAGAUGGCUCCAUGCAUCACUCACUCUGGAAUGCACUGGGAAGGUGUUGGCUUUGACACACAUUCAGUGAAUUGCGGAGAGCCCUCCACUUCAUCUCUGUGAAACAAUCACCUCUCCAACCAGCAAUGUUUAUCAUACAGCCGGCUUUGCUGUGCCAGUGGGGCAGGUGCUUCAGCUGCCAUUCUUCAUCGCAACUACAUACAAAACCUGGAAGGGGAAGCAGGAUUGGACCAAAUCCUCUCUCUGAUCCAAAUCCACAACGUCUACUGAAUUCAAAGGCCACCCUAUGGUUGUAGCUGGGUGUCUCGCCCACAUUUAAAGGGCCAGAUCCCAGGUCAGAGAGCAGUUAUUUCCUGGGGAAAGCACACCAUGCGGGUUGCAGGGGGCCAAUUUGCAA